This is a messenger RNA of Sorghum bicolor (sorghum), 1755 nucleotides long. RefSeq lists its product as uncharacterized. The coding region runs from base 88 to 1536 and encodes 482 amino acids. The record is from RefSeq and is a predicted model, not a curated record. The transcript has 2 exons. Gene Ontology annotation, molecular function: protein binding. Lineage: Eukaryota; Viridiplantae; Streptophyta; Magnoliopsida; Poales; Poaceae.
CUGAAAUUUUUGAGCCUAGAGAAAGAUUGGCCCCCUCCGCCGCCGCCGCCGCCGCCGUUUUCCCGUUUCCCGGCGUCGGCGCUGUCCAUGUCCGGACGACCAAGGCCUCCUCUACGAGCACCCCUUCCCGUUGAUCUUCGGCCUUGCCAAGGGACACGGGACAUGAGUACACGCGGGCUCAACGAGAAGGGCGGCCAGCUCACGUGCCAGUCUCCGUCGCCGGUGGCUUCCCCGAUGGACGUCGACGACCUCCUCUCCGAGAUACUCCUCCGCCUUGCCCCGCUGCCGUCCUCGCUCCCCCGCGCGUCCCUCGUCUGCACCCGCUGGCGCCGCCUCGUCAGCGACCCCGGCUUCUUGCGCCGCUUCCGCGCCCACCAUUGGAAGCCCCUCGGCGUAUUCUUUGGAAGAGACAAAGACCUCUCCUUCAGCUUCUUCUUGCGCCCGCGGGACUCCGCCCCGCCCGAGCGCUUCUCCCUGCGCGUGCCGCGCGAGUGCCACGAAGGCGGGGGCGGGGGUGGGGGCGGCCGUGCUGACUGCAUCUGGGAAUUCUUGGACUGCCGCCCUGGGCGCGUGGUCCUAGCCAACUACGGCACCCGCCAGAUCCUGGUGUGGAACCCCGUCACAGGCGAGGACCAUCUCCUAGGAGUUUCGCAGUUCUCUGAUGCUGAUCAGAUACGGUACGGGCUACGCAUGCAAGCGGCGUUAAUCUGUGCCUCCGGCAACAAUGGACCCUUCAAGCUUGCUUUGGCGUGGGACGACAGGAGGAGCAAUGCACAUAUCUGUGUUUACUCGUCGGAGGCCGGUGUAUGGGGCAAUGUCGCCUCCGCAGCAAUCCAGCCCUGGUUCAGUGUUGGCCGUGGGAAUGUCAUGGUUGGGAACACUCUCUACUGGAUUCUAUUUGGUAGCCGGGUUCGCAUCCUUGAAUUUGAUUUGGGUAGCCAGAACCUAUCUGUGAUAGAGGUGCCACCAGACGCUGUUGAUUACGAAAACCAUUGUGGCAUCUUCCUGUGUACACUAGCAAAGGGUGGUGGCCUUAGUUUGAUGGUCAUGUCAGAGAACCUCAAGGGUCAGCUUUGGGCGUGGGAGAAGACGACUGAAGACUCUGAUGGUGCUUUUCAAUGGAUGCUUGGAGGAACAAUUGAACUGGACAUGCUUCUUUCGCUGAGAUCAGAGGGUCACCGAUCAGUAUUUUGGCUUGAAGGGAAUGAUAAUGUCAUGUUUGUGUCAACAUAUAAAGGCAUCUUCAUGGUUCAUCUCCAGUCAAUGCAGUUUGAAAUGAUUUUCGAAACUGGUCCUGUUGGCCAUUGGUCUAUCUUUCCAUUCAAGUAUCUACAUGCUCCAGGUGACAUUUUGCAUCAGGGAGGUGUAGGCAGCGACAGUGUUCAAGGAAGUCAACAAGGGCAUGGAGGAGAAGACAGAUCCGACAGGUGGGCCCCGCAUGUCAGCAUCAAAGAGGGAGGAGCACAGGUGUACGUUGCUGGGCAGAAGCGGGCCGAUGCGCAUGUGAGUUGGGAAGGAGGUGGCCCCACCUGGUGAAAACUGAAAACAAAAAGUUUUCAAGGACAGAAGAGUUUUGUCCUGUUGGAGUUUAGGAAUUUCCUUUUGGAGGUUGGUUUCAGUCUCAAAUUUGAAUGAGUUUCAAUUUGGCUUGAGGGACUUCACUUUAUAUACCACCAGAGGUUCACACUCAAGCACUCAACGUGCGCACAAUCUGUAUGUUUGUUUAAUGCAAUCUCGAAAUAUUUUCAAAACUAA